Messenger RNA from Didymodactylos carnosus, 948 nucleotides. The record is from the annotation of a GenBank genome assembly. Lineage: Eukaryota; Metazoa; Rotifera; Eurotatoria; Philodinida; Philodinidae.
AUGACCCGUGAAACUAUAUUUUUGCUGGUCGAUGCGUGUUCACAAAAGUCGAGUAGUUUUAAGGCGGCAGAUUUAGCAACAUUUAUUGAUGAACGUUACUAUACAAUCAAUAAUUUGAAGAAAUCUGCGAAUAAUUUAAUUCGUUCAAUUGAGAACUGUCGUUUGGACAUACGACGUUGGGGUGGAAGACAUGAGGCUAACAGCAAUCAUUCUUAUUUUGAAGGCCACGAACGCGUCGAUGUUAUUACUCACCGGAAAGAAUUCAUUCAGCAUUUUUUAUCAAGAAAAGCUGAAUAUUAUACUAUAACAAAUGAUGAAUCUCCCAAAUGGAUUAUACCCACUACACCACACCGUACCAUUCUUAUUUGUCACGACGAAAGCAUUUUUCGUAGCGGUGAAAUUAGCCCACAUCGAUGGAUUAUCGACGACAAUGCACCAUUCUUCAGUAAAGGACGAGGUUGUAGUCACAUGUUAAGUGAUUUUUCAGUAUUACAUCCAUCCUCAUCUUUCUUUCGUUUAAAUCAAGAAGAAUGGAAUGAAGCAACAAGGAAAUAUCCAGAACUAUUACAAGAUAGUGAUAUUACAUAUGAAAAGCAUUCAGCAUCAGCAGCAACUAACAUAGGUGGUGACCUGUAUAUGGAUAAUUCAUCAGUUUUGGAACAAUUUGAGAAAUUUUUUAAAUUACUUCAAUUCAAAAAGGAAUUCAAAGGUCAUUGGUUUGAGAUUUUCGUGGAUACUGCGAGAACACACACCAAAAGACAGUAUAGCCUUCAUGACUUUGGUAAAAGUCCAGGCACCCGUUGUCCAGUACCAACAAUUGAAUUCAUUGACAGCAAAAAUGUGAAACAAACUGUAAAUUGUUAUUUUACUACUGGAAAUUUAAAAGGACAGUCAAAAGGACUUUUAGAUAUUGCAUUGGAUCUUGAUAUACGUGUGCCUGUGACUUGA